Sphaeramia orbicularis (orbiculate cardinalfish) is the source of this 4100-nucleotide messenger RNA. It is a transcript of the gene dcp1b, whose product is annotated as decapping mRNA 1B. The record is from RefSeq and is a predicted model, not a curated record. Gene Ontology annotation, cellular component: P-body. Gene Ontology annotation, molecular function: enzyme activator activity; mRNA binding. NCBI's taxonomy places the organism in Eukaryota, Metazoa, Chordata, Actinopteri, Kurtiformes, Apogonidae. Gene Ontology annotation, biological process: deadenylation-dependent decapping of nuclear-transcribed mRNA; positive regulation of catalytic activity; deadenylation-independent decapping of nuclear-transcribed mRNA.
GGUCUGGUUGUUUACACUGUAGUUAAACAUGGCCGUUGACAAACUCACUCAGGACAGUUAGAGCGCGAUAACUUUUAUAGAUUCAACUUUUAGCCGUCUUAUUUGUAAAGACGGGCUACUGUCAAGUAACCGAUUCUGGUGUCUGUUUUUUCUGGUGGAGAUUUAUUUUUUAAAUUUCGCUUUCCUGUGAGUAGUUAGCCGUUUAAGCUAGGUAGCGAGCUAACUUCUCCAUAGGGAACAAUGACAGCGACUUCAGCGGGGAGCAGCAGCUGCCUGGCUGCUAAAGGACUGGACAUAAGUCUGGCUGCUCUGCAGCGACAAGACCCGUACAUCAAUAACAUUGUGGACGUGGCCAGCCAAGUCGCUCUGUACACUUACAACAACAGGGCAAAUGAGUGGGAAAAGACAGAGGUGGAAGGCACGCUUUUUAUCUACACAAGGCUGGCAUCUCCCAGACAUGGUUUUACCAUUAUGAACCGACUCAGUAUGGAGAACCUGACUGAACCAAUCACCAAAGACUUAGACUUCCAACUCCAGGACCCUUUUUUGCUGUACCGCAAUGCACGAUUGGUUAUCCAUGGCAUUUGGUUCUAUGAUAAGGAAGACUGUCAACGCAUUGCGCAGAGGACGAAGUUUCUGACCCAGCAGGAGCAGGCUCUGGCUCAGUCUCAAGGUGGAUGGCUGUCCCCGGGCGGAGGAGGAGGAGGAGGAGGAGAGGAGGAGGAGGAGGGAGGAGGAGGAGGAGGAGGAAAUGAAGCGAAGUCAGUAGACAUCAUACAGAUGCUGACCAAAGCACGCAGCGAGUAUGAUAAGGAAAAGUCUACAUCUGAGCCAAAGGAGUUUGGUGGCAGCAGUGUUCUUUAUGGAAACCCUAAUUUGAUCAAGCCAAUACCUGUUAAACCAAACACUCAGGAGACUGAGGGUGCUGAGACCAAGUCUCUCUCUCUGGCCACUCUUUUUGGCUCUCAACCUAAACACCCACUCAUCCAAGCCUGACCCUGUUUCUCCUACAGCUGUGCAUGGCAUGGUGCCAUCAACAGGAAAGUCACUCGGCCGCCUGUAGCCCGCACACUCAUAUACGAUGACACACUUUGCUCUGGGCGAACUGAGAAUUCCAAGGAAGGGAAUGUAUCUAUAUCUGGGUGUUCAGAUGCAGGUCUCCGGGCCAUACUUGGUGGACAGAAUGUUGGGGAAGAUAGUGCAGCUGUUGUUGGAGGUGUCCUUGUGAGUCCCACAGCCCAGCAGCAGAACCAGACUCAGCACUGCCGCAUCCAGAAGCUCAUGCAGGGACAGAGAGGGGUCGGGGUGCUUCAGACUGUUUCUGAAUCCCCGGAGAACAGGCUCUGCGACAAUGGGAUGCCUCUGGAGCAUCACCACCAUCAUCACCAUCUUUACCAUCAUCAGCAGCAGCAGCAUCAACAUCAUCAUCACCACCACCAUCAGCCGCAGCAGCAGAUUCAACAUGACCCAAUCAGGAGACUUUUACAAACCCAGCCACCUCCUCCCUCCUCUGCUCCUCCUCCGUGCUGUUCUGUCCCUUCUCAGCCAUUAAUGGUGGAUUCUGCGUCAUGUUCCCACUCGCAACAAACCCAGCUGCUGAUGUUCAACCUGCCUCAAUCUGAAGCCCAGCACAACAGUCAGUUAGCUUCAGCCACACAGGGAACAGGUAUGCUGCCAGCUCAGGUAACCAAUGAGAAAUGUCUCCACCCCUCACAAGGUGUCUCAUCUCAGAUGCCAGGUGUGGUAUCUCCCCAUGAACUCCUUCAGAAACUCCAGCUAGUCCAGCAGGAGCAAAGUCUUGCUUCCCACGACCCCCCUAGGCUCUGUCCUGGACUGGCCCCUCGAUUUUUGGGGCCUACUCAAAGUGAAGUUACAGGCUCAGUCCCAAACCAGACAGCCACCACAGCAGGUCAAAAGGCUGCACUGCAGUUUCAGGUCAUCUCCCCCCAGCGGAUUCCAGCCACUGUUGCCCCUACUAUGCUCCUUUCUCCCAGUGUGUUCACUAAGGCAAAGUCCGGUGCUGGGACGUCGGGUGUCCAGGAGCUUGGCCAUGUCUCCUCGAACCUGCCCAGAGCCCCGCUGAAGGAGGAGGUCAGAGUUCUGUCCAGAAGCCAGCUUCAAGCCACACUGCUGCAUCUGAUCCAGACUGACAGUUCAUUCCUGGACACCAUCUAUGAAGCCUACAUCAGCCGCUUUGCUAACGACUCCUGCAGCAAGUACUGAUGACUCUUCACACCCUUUGUCUAUACAUACACCCUGUCCACCCCAGCGAGUCUCAUUCCUACACCUAAUAUGGAUGCACCACUUCCCUUUCCAAUGCAAAGACAGUGGCAAAUGUUUUGUGUCUCUUUUGCACCACAGCCACUUAAUCCUUACCUGAAAUUAUUCAUGAUAAGCGGGCAGUUCUGACAAUUUGUAAAUGUCUUUAUUUUUGUUUCAGGAAUUGAAAACAUUUUAAUCCUUUGAUUCAUGGGAAGCACUUGUCCUCCCUGUGUAGUCCCAUAUCUUACAGUCAUUUUUCACACAAAUGUGACAAAACAGUCUGGUUUAUGCAGUGGAGGGGAAACCAUAGCUCCUGCCCCUGUACAAUCUUAAUGAAAACGAAUUAAGUUUUGAAUUAAGGAUUUGAAUUUAGUAGGAACAUGCACUUUUGUUCUUCAAGUGUAGCUAAGUCUUUUUGUUUUAAUUAUCCGUUUACUCAUUCACAUCAUCACCAGCUCAAGAUGGAGUGCUGAAGGACAUUCUCAGACUGAUUUGAAACUGACUCCACUUCUAAAAUUAUAUGAAAUGUAAAGAAGUUUUUUCUGUACAUUUGGAAAGUUCUUUAAAUGUUGUCAAGGCUGAUUUAAAUUAAUUUCUUAUUUGUUUAUGUAGCAAAGAAAGUAGAGUGUAUUUUAGUUUUUACCAACAAAAUGCUUUUGCAACAAUAAUAUAAAUGGUACCUCAUCAUUUAGAUUUUUUUUUGCUUUGGGGAUUAUAUCUACAUUCUUUUCAUAGUUAAGUAAAAACAGUAUUGUUACCAACCACAUGAAUUAUUAUUUACUUUUUUAAAGCUAAAUUUGCUAACUGAUAGCUGCUCAGUCCACAUUUAAGAAGCACCAAUGCUUAGGAGACAUUCAAAAUGACUUCGUAUCAAUCUGACUUGAAGAUAAAAGGAAAGUAUGGGACAUCGUCAAACUGCACUACCUCACAGAGAGCUUGUUCAGUGGCUUAUCUGUGUUUUCUCUCACAUUUUUGUUUCCGUUUAUGAAAUGUAUUUCAUCAAUCACAGAAAACAUAACCUUUUAAUGUUCAAAUUCUUUCUCUCUUCGAAUUAUUGAAAAUUUUGAGUUGUGUCUUUGUAUUCAUACAAUUGGGCUUGGAAAACAAAGAAAAAAAAGACGAUAUUUUUUGUAUUAUAAAGAAGUGUAUUGAUCUAAUAGUUGACUUAAAGUGACUUGUCUGAUUUAUGUAAAUUGUUUAGUGAUAAAUCCACAUAAGUAAACUAUCGCUUGGUUAAAUAAACAAGAAGAUAAAGACAGGGAUGUCAACAUGACAAACAGGGUUUUUCAAAGCCACAAUGCAGCAUAGCUGUAAAACAUCACAGAAAAUGCAUGUCCAACAUACUGUUUACACUAUAUGUACUCUACAAAAGACAUUUCAUAAAGUUUAUCACCAUAAUCCAACUUCCUGUGCAAUGCAGGGAAGCUUCUGUCUCUAAAAUAUAUUUAGUCUGGAUCAGGGCUCGUCACUAAGCUCAAGAGUUAAACUCAGUAGCUACCAGAAGGUACACUAAAACAGCAGCCAAAAACAAUAUAUAUAUAUUUUUUUUCUAUUUUGUACUCAAGAAGCAAAUAUAUUGUUCUAAUAGUACAAAUAACCAGCAUGUGACAUAACAAUUUAAUGUACAGGUACAACAUAAAUAAGAGUUAAUUCUUCAACAUAUCAAACGUGUCAGUUUCUGUUUUUUCUGGUCAUCCAUGAUCUUUUUGUAAAAUCAGACAUUGGAAUGUUCACAGCUGAGACAGUUUUACAGUUUCUUUUCCAUUUUUAUCAGGAAUGUGUUGUUAUUAAGGAAACUGGAAUACAUUUUAAUUGGAAAUAAAUGUUUUUUAAACUCC